AAAGGCGAACAUCAAUUCAGUUGUGUCGCGAUAGUCACGUAUGGAACAUAUGAUGGUCCCUUGUGUACGUCAUUGUGCACUGAUUGUUGGUGCGUUUGCGAUGGCAAUUUGCACAGACUUUCGUUACGUUUAGUAUAGUUCGUAUGUUUGUGGAUACACACACAGCGUUUUCUCGGGUAUAGAAGUGCUUGAAGUGGAAUAGAUAAUUCCGAUUUUUCAAUAAGAGCGAAUUGUGUGUGGUGUUGGUUUGGAUUAUUAGUGUGUGGUGUGGAUAGGCUGAACAAAUUUAUAAAUUUUUUAUUUUUCACACCCGAAAUAUUAUGGAUUAGCAUAUAAUGCGACUUUGAUUUGGGAAAAGUUUAGAGAAAGCGAAUGGAAAGGCACCAAAGGAGAAUGUGUUAAUAUAAAAGAUGUGUGAUCGUGAUGAUUUAAUUUAAAAGUGUUUGGUUGAAAUUGUUGGUAUUUUUUUGCCACACCGUCUAUAUAUGCGUAUAGAUAGUGGUGCUGGUGCCGCAUUUAUAUUCGCAGAGGAGGAAAAUGGUACACUGUGAUUUACUUUAACGAUGCGGUAACAAGCUGUGCGUAUACGAAGAGUGUGUGCUCAUCGUGAUCGACGAAUCAGAAAAUUAUAUGAGACAAUAAAUCAAACGGAAAGGGAAUAUUAAUGGCUGCAGAAUAUCGAAAGUAAACAUCCGCACAUGAACCGUAUGUAAUGCAUCCACCUCAACAAAUACAUUUCACCAAAUAAAUAAAUUUCAUUUCGUUGAUCCCAUUGGGGUUCGUUAAAAAAUUAAAAACAAAAUUGGUGACAAUGUAAAUUGUAAAAAAAGUACGGCUGUGGGUAGGACAUUACUUGAAAAAAAUAAAGUUUUCGAUUUAAUUAAGCCGUCAAUUUGACUGUAAAAAUCGUCACAAUUUCAACGAAAAAACAAAUAAUAUAAAUGAAAAAUAUGAAAAGUGAAGAAUAUCUGUACCAAGUGAACGUUGAGCAACAACAACAAAAAAACAUAUAACAAAAUCGUAAAAAAAUGAACAGAACUUCAGGAAUAAUUUAAAUAUGUCAAAUACAGUGAAAUUUCAAGUUCUUGCAUAAUAAAUAUAUAUUUUUCCAUGCAUUGCAUGCCAUAAUAUACACUAUAUAGAUGUGUUGUGUGAGAACAUUUUCCGUGAAAAAUAUUUUGCUGUAAAAUGUUUUUGUCAACGUUAUUGCUGCUCUGUGUUAUAGGUUGUACGAAUAGCUUUCAAAAGCCUAGAGAUGGAUAUAAUACAUUUACCGACACAAGUACUAGUUUACCCUUAUUUAAUUCGAUUAUGAACCCACCAAAAUGGAGUGAACCUUAUUUCGAUAUAAGCGUACCGAAUAAUGUAACAGCCUUAGUUGGAAAAUCUGCAUAUUUGAGCUGUCGUGUGAGAAACUUGGGCAAUAAAACAGUUUCGUGGAUUCGACAUAGAGACAUACACAUACUGACCGUUGGAACGUAUACGUACACAACGGACCAGCGGUUUCAGACAACAUUUCACAGGGACAUCAAUGAAUGGACAAUGCAAAUUAAAUGGGCACAGAAACGUGAUGCUGGGAUGUACGAGUGCCAAAUAUCCACCGUACCAAUUAAAAGCUAUUCGGUGCGAUUGAAUGUUGUUGAUCCAGCUUCAGACUCAUUAUUUGAUCGAACAUAUAAUGAUGAACGGUUUAUGCAGGCUGAUACGUAUCAGAAUUAUAAUUAUCGACAUAAUGGCAGGUUGUUUAAUGUUCCCACCGCAACUAUUUUAAAUGGACCCGAUCUGUAUGUGGACAAAGGAAGUACGAUAAACCUAACGUGUGCAAUACGGUUCAGUCCCGAGCCACCAGUUUCAAUGUUUUGGUAUCAUCAGGACAAGGUAAUUAGCAGCGAUUCACCGAGAGGCGGUAUUCGUAUACAUACACACAAGGGCGAUAUUGCCGCAUCUUCUUUGCUGAUCGAAGAUGCUGACUUAGGUGAUUCCGGAAAAUACUCUUGCGAUCCAUCCAACGCUGAUGUAACAUCGAUACGUGUUCAUGUCUUGAACGGUGAACGGCCCGAGGCAAUGCAAACUGGGACAUCAACAAUAUCUGACCAAUCUGCGCACACUCUAAUACUUUGCAUUAUUAUCAGCAUCUGCAACCUAUUUCGACAGCAUAUUCAACUGUCGAAGAUCAAUGUGAAAAUUUGUAAGAAGACUAAUGUUAUUAUACGGUGAUAAAAUUGAGAAUGCAUCGCACGUGAAUGUGUAUAUGUCAUGAAAAUGUAAUAGAUGAAGAAAAAAAAA
Bradysia coprophila is the source of this 2286-nucleotide messenger RNA. Its product is annotated as zwei Ig domain protein zig-8-like. The record is from RefSeq and is a predicted model, not a curated record. Gene Ontology annotation, cellular component: neuron projection membrane. Gene Ontology annotation, biological process: synapse organization. Lineage: Eukaryota; Metazoa; Arthropoda; Insecta; Diptera; Sciaridae.